Mangifera indica (mango) is the source of this 1736-nucleotide messenger RNA. Its product is annotated as non-specific phospholipase C3-like. The record is from RefSeq and is a predicted model, not a curated record. Gene Ontology annotation, molecular function: hydrolase activity, acting on ester bonds. The coding region runs from base 70 to 1638 and encodes 522 amino acids. Lineage: Eukaryota; Viridiplantae; Streptophyta; Magnoliopsida; Sapindales; Anacardiaceae. The transcript has 4 exons. Gene Ontology annotation, biological process: phospholipid catabolic process.
ACAUCUCGAAACACUGGACAAAAACACCAUCACAAGCCAACAAAUCUCAGCAUCUCCAAAAUAUAAAAAAUGGUGGCUGAAGGAGGAAGCAGCAGCAGUUCAUCUUAUCCCAUCAAAACAGUAGUCGUUUUGGUACAAGAAAACCGCUCAUUUGAUCACAUGCUCGGCUGGUUCAAAUCCCUCAAUCCAGAAAUCAAUGGCGUAACUGGAUCAGAAUCAAACCCAAUAUCCACAUCUGACUCAAACUCAACCCGUAUUUACUUUAAGGAUACAGCCAGCUACGUUGAACCGGAUCCAGGGCACUCUAUUCAAGCAAUUUACGAGCAAGUUUUCGGGAAACCAUGGAACACAACGGAUCCUGAUCCGAAUCCAAAAUCGGGUCCAACAAUGGAGGGGUUUGUUCAGAACGCAGAGAGUAUUUUGAAAGGGAUGGGAGAGACAGUGAUGAGUGGAUUUAAACCGGAAGCGUUGCCGGUUUUGAAAGAACUGGUGAGGGAGUUUGGAAUUUGUGACAGGUGGUUUGCGUCCAUACCGAGUUCAACUCAGUCCAACCGAUUGUAUCUUCACUCAGCUACUUCACAUGGAUCGACCAAGAAUGAUACGGAGAAGUUAAUUGAAGGGUAUCCUCAGAAAACUCUGUUUGAAUCUUUGGAAGAAAGUGGAUAUAGCUUUGGGAUUUACUUUCAGAUUUUUCCGACGACCCUUUUCUACAGGAACCUAAGAAAGUUGAAAUACGUGGAUAACUUCCAUGAAUUUGAUUUAAGCUUCAAGAGGCACUGCAAGGAAGGGAAGCUACCAAACUAUGUGGUGAUUGAGCCAAGGUAUUAUGACCUGUUAUCACUAGCUGCAAAUGAUGAUCACCCUACUCACGAUGUUUCUCAAGGCCAGAAAUUUAUCAAAGAAAUUUACGAAGCACUGAGAGCAAGCCCCCAGUGGAAUGAAACUUUAUUUCUAAUUACGUACGAUGAGCAUGGUGGACUUUAUGAUCAUGUUCCAACUCCAGUCACUGGAGUUCCAAGUCCUGAUGGUAUUGUUGGUCCUGAGCCUUAUUACUUUAAAUUUGAUCGCCUUGGGGUUAGGGUUCCCGCCGUCUUCAUUUCACCUUGGAUUGAGCCCGGAACAGUGUUACAUGGGCCUUCAGGGCCGUCUCCUACUUCAGAGUUUGAGCAUUCGUCCAUUUCUGCAACCGUGAAAAAGAUUUUCAAUCUUAAAGAUUUUCUCACUAAGCGUGAUGCUUGGGCGGGUACUUUUGAGAGUGUUAUCAAUAGAAACACCCCACGAAUAGACUGUCCAGUUACAUUGCCAGAACCGCAGAAAAUGCGAGAGACAGAUGCUCAAGAAGGUGCAGAACUUAAUGAUUUCCAGCAAGAUAUAGUGCUACUAGCAGCUGUGUUCAAAGGGGAUCUUGCAAAAGAUAAUUUCUUUCCUGAUAAAAUAUUGGAGAAUAUGACUGUUGGAGGGGGGCAUAAGUACGUUGAAGAUGCAUUCAAAAAAUUCAGUGAUGACUGCAAGAUAGCCAGGGAAAAUGGAACAGAUGAAUCUGAGAUUGUUGUUUUACCAAAACCAAAACAACUUGUGAAUACCACCUCUAAAUCAUUUCUUCAGAAGGUAUUUUCUUGUUUAGUAUGUGCUAAUUGACUGUACUGUACUGUACUUAUGGCUGCUAUAUGUAUGACCAUUUAUUUAUUCCAUCAUAAAUUGCAAUAUUUUACAUUCCUUGUGAUUAAUUUGAAUAA